This is a messenger RNA of Paramuricea clavata, 3218 nucleotides long. Lineage: Eukaryota; Metazoa; Cnidaria; Anthozoa; Malacalcyonacea; Plexauridae. The record is from the annotation of a GenBank genome assembly.
CUUACAUCCUCGAGUUUCCCAUUUUAGAGCACCUCUUCUUUAAAAACUGGUUGAUUGGUAAGUGACUGUAUAGUAUUAACCUUGUUCACUUCCUAAAAAUAAUCACAUUAUAGUCACCAUACUUGCAAAUUUCUGCACGUUUUUUAAUAUCGUAUAUAAGUAUUAGUAUUGUAUUCGUAAAUAGCAUAAUUAUAUUGAGUGUAUUCGAGCAACAUUUUGAUUAAUAAAUUCCAAAAAGCUCUUUAAGUCGUUGAUCUUCUUCUUAAGUCGUUGAUUUUAGCGACAAAACGGGAAACCGGAGAAAUAUAUCACUCUGAACGGUGGUGUUCUCCCAUAGGUUACAUGGACCGGCAGAGCAUGGUUUAUGUCUUGUUUCCACGAUUUGAAAUUACUGGUUUAGGUGAUAGAUUUUUGGCUGAGAUGGGGAACUGAUAAAGUUGGAUGGUAUAUAUUUGAACAUAAUUCGAAUGUGAAUUGUAAAUGUUUACAUUUCAAAGCCAAUUGAAAAUAAUAUGCAUAUAUAUGGUAUAGAUUUGGGGGAGAUAUUCGAGAUGUGACAUGGAAAGUCGUAUUUUUGGUCUAAAAUAGGCCGAGGGUUUGAGUCAUAUAUACCCAAGCAAAAUUUCUGAGGAGCCCCCAUGCAAGGAUAUUAGUGAAAAAAGAAUCCAACAACAUAUGGAACAAACAAGUUAUUUACUGUAACUUUUCGAGAUCCUCUGUAUAUAAGAGAGAUGUUUAAGUCGUUUUUUUAGUUCCCAGAACAAUAAGCAGCCUUGAUAUUUUCUGUGUUGGUGUAAUGUACUCAUGUGAAUAAGAUGCUUGUGAUGUUACUCUGAGUGUAUAUCCAUACCGGGCAGGCUUCAAAUAUGCCUGGCGACGGUAGGAAUCGUACCUACGACCAUUAGAAUACUAGCUCAAUGCUCUGCCAACUGAGCUACGCGGUCAGGUCGGUUCGAGUACGUUUUGUUAACAGCUGUUAGCGUUCGAUCGCGAUUAACAUGGUCAAAAUUCGCGGGCAUAAUGACAUUCUAUACUCGUUUUAGCCCGCGUGCAGGCCCAAGGGAAGAAUAGUGGGCCUGCAAGCAAGACCCGGUAUUUUGUACUUUCCGCGUUCGCCCACCAACGCGGCAUUCUGAUUGGCUGUUUGCUGUUUGAUUCUAUAAUUAGAUCACUGAUUCAUCACAAAGGCUCUCGAUAAGCUUAAAAUUCGAAAAUUGAUCACUUUUUUCGAUUAAAAAUGGAACAAGAACAGACUGUUUAUUGUUUACUUGAAGAAAGAGAUGUUUUUGCCGUUAUGCCAAUGGGGAUUGAUUGUCGUGAAGUGUUGGAAUAGCAACAUUUAAUACGACUGCCGGGGUAAACUACAGUAUAGUAACCUUUACUUGAGUUUCAUUAAUUUCAAGCAGACUUGAUAUGUUAUAUGUUCCUCAAGAAAAUUAUCUUUUGGUUGAUGUUGACUCUGUUCUUGCACUGAAGAGAACAGCGCUUUUCGCGGUGAAGAUUUAAAGGCAGUUGCAUGUAUAAAGUCUAUUCGAAACACUUUGCGAUUUGCAAGGCUUCGCUGAGAGAGCGAGGCAGAAGACGGUAAUUGCCGUUUGAAACGAAACGAUCUGGACUCUGAACCCUCUCUUCUUUUGUAGAGUUCUUUACCAAAUGAAAUAACUGAAAUAAAUUCGUACUUUCCGCCGCCAACAAGAAUUGCACACACGAUCUGAUAAGUGAGACAAUUUAUUUAUAACAACGGCGACAGCGAAGCACACAUUUAAAUGCUAAUGUGGUCGCACGACUUCCCUCACGAUUUGAAGUUUGAGACUGGUUUUCUGUUGAAAUUCGUCCUAAUUUGCCUGUUCCGAUUUUAGUUGAAAAUGAGCACUUGCAAAUUACUGAUUGCGUUGCUUGCUUUUUUGGAGUUAAAACACAGCCAUUUACACAUUGUUUCUAUUUUGAAUAUUAAAGCAGAGAAAACCCCGCAACAUUUUAAUGCGAGUUUGUUUGUUAAUAUUUGGGUUGUUGUCAUUGGUUCUUUUUUUACAAUUGACGCGCGAAUGGGGCGUGUUAUGAAAAGGGGCGUUUUACAAAAUACCGGGCCUUGCUUGCAGGCCCACUAUUCUCCCCUUGGGCGUGCAGGCGGGCUAUACUCGUUUGUUAUAAACAAAUCACAAUUUAAAUAGGUUUCAAUUAUACCAGAAAAUUAUAAAACGCCAUAUUUCAAAUCGUAAAAUUCUAAAAUUCGGUGGACCGCUGCCUAGCAACUUUUCGAAUUCGCGGGUUGUAGAUUCAAGUCAGCUAGAAUUCAUGUAAGAUUGAUAAGAAAGAGAUUCAUAACGAACUUAGCUUAAUUUUUAGCACAUGUGUCUAUAACAGGUUAUUUAACUUUUCAUGACAGCCCUGCCGUUAUAUGAGAAUUAAUUAUGGCUGCGAUUCCUGGUCAAGAUUCAAUCAAUAUUGUCUCUGGAAUCAAGAAAAUCCCAGAUUAUAAGAUGCCAUUUCCGGUUUACGAUGUAAUUAGACAAUCAUUUCAAACAAAAAUUCUGAUUUUCACCAUGUAUUUACAAGGUUUUCAGCUCGACCUAACAAACAAUUUACGAUGGGUAACAAGAGUUUCCGUUGUUGGGCUGCAGGACACCAUGCCUCCGUGGAAAAUGGUCCACCUGCUUCGGUAAAAAAGUGCAAAGAUAUGGAGGAGGCAAUUAAGGAAGCAAACGAAUACGUGGAAAAAAAUCGUAAGGAUGGGUUCUGCACUGUGGGAUCUGAUUGCUUUUUGCAGUGCUGGCAAUUGAAGAAAGGAUGCAAAGCAAAGUUUGAGAAAACGUCUCAAAAUAUGUUCCUGUGUUAUUACCAUGGAGAACUAAGUAUAGACGAGAAAACAAAAGCUGAAAUUGAUAACGUAGAAAACUAUGAUUGGACCUAUCUCUACUAUGAAAAGUAAUGCAUUGAGCACAACUGAGGGCGGCCUUUCAUGUUCAAUCAUACUUGAACAUUUUUUACUAUAUACAUUUUAAUAUCACGAAAAUAGAUACGAAAUAAGUUUAGUUUUUUCAAUUUCGUUUGAAUUAAAUCUUUAAAAGGAUUUAACGUGUAGUUUAAAGCUAUAGCAUUACAAAAGAUUUAAUUGUGUAAUUCCAAUAAAAAAUGUAUUUACUCCAUUUUUUUAUUGAAAAAAUGUAAUUGUAACUGAGUUGUAAGAGAGCCAUUGGGCAGAGUGCAUUAUACCGAAU